This is a messenger RNA of Pelodiscus sinensis (Chinese soft-shelled turtle), 2421 nucleotides long. It is a transcript of the gene RBM22, whose product is annotated as RNA binding motif protein 22. Gene Ontology annotation, cellular component: U2-type catalytic step 2 spliceosome; Prp19 complex; U2-type catalytic step 1 spliceosome. Gene Ontology annotation, molecular function: U6 snRNA binding; metal ion binding; pre-mRNA binding. The record is from RefSeq and is a predicted model, not a curated record. Lineage: Eukaryota; Metazoa; Chordata; Testudines; Trionychidae.
UUCCGGCGGAAGGAGGGCGGGGGCUUCCGGUUCCGGUCCCUGCUGCUGGGGCUGCUUCCAAGAUGGCGACGUCUCUGGGCUCCAACACUUACAACCGGCAGAACUGGGAGGACGCGGACUUCCCUAUUCUGUGUCAGACAUGCCUUGGAGAAAAUCCAUAUAUCCGAAUGACCAAGGAGAAAUAUGGAAAAGAAUGCAAGAUUUGUGCCAGGCCCUUCACAGUGUUUCGCUGGUGCCCAGGUGUUCGAAUGCGCUUUAAGAAGACAGAAGUAUGCCAGACAUGCAGCAAGCUGAAGAAUGUAUGUCAGACCUGCCUGCUUGACCUUGAAUAUGGUUUACCUAUUCAGGUUCGAGAUGCAGGACUCUCUUUUAAGGACGACAUGCCUAAAUCUGAUGUCAAUAAAGAGUAUUAUACCCAGAACAUGGAGAGAGAAAUUUCGAACUCAGAUGGCACAAGAGCAGUUGGUGCUCUAGGGAAAGCUACGUCUACCAGUGACAUGUUGCUUAAACUGGCUCGAACCACACCUUAUUAUAAACGCAACCGACCCCACAUCUGUUCCUUUUGGGUGAAAGGGGAAUGCAAGAGAGGAGAAGAGUGUCCGUACAGACAUGAAAAACCUACAGACCCAGAUGAUCCUCUGGCUGAUCAAAACAUCAAAGAUCGUUACUAUGGUAUUAACGACCCUGUAGCUGAUAAGCUUCUGAAACGAGCUUCAACCAUGCCUCGUCUGGACCCACCUGAUGACAAGACGAUUACCACACUAUAUGUAGGAGGCCUGGGAGACACCAUCACCGAGACUGAUCUGAGAAAUCACUUCUACCAGUUUGGGGAGAUCCGGACGAUAACCGUGGUACAGCGGCAGCAGUGUGCAUUCAUCCAGUUUGCCACGCGGCAAGCUGCAGAGGUGGCUGCUGAGAAGUCCUUUAACAAACUCAUUGUCAAUGGCCGCAGACUCAAUGUCAAGUGGGGGAGGUCCCAAGCAGCAAGAGGGAAAGAAAAGGAGAAAGACGGCACCACAGAGUCUGGUAUAAAGCUGGAGCCAGUCCCAGGUCUCCCUGGAGCUCUUCCCCCACCUCCCGCUGCGGAAGAAGAGGCUUCUGCAAAUUACUUCAACCUACCUCCCAGUGGCCCUCCAGCCGUGGUCAACAUUGCCCUGCCACCACCUCCUGGCAUUGCUCCUCCUCCACCUCCAGGUUUUGGGCCACACAUGUUCCACACCAUGGGACCUCCACCUCCCUUCAUGAGAGCCCCAGGCCCUAUCCACUACCCUUCUCAAGACCCCCAGAGGAUGGGCGCCCACGCUGGGAAGCACAACACUCCCUAGCACUCCGCUGACCUGGUCACUGUUUGAGUAGAUGUCAUUUUUUUGGUUACCAUGGUGGCAUAUGUUCAGCUGUGGGUGAGCUGGAGACUAAGCCUUGCUUCCUGCUUGCACGCACAGGGCAGGCUGAGCUCUGUUGUGUUGCCACUAGCGAAUUUGAUCAUUCAUAUAACCUGAAUUGUUCACUUACUGUCAGGGGAUGGGGGAGGGAGGAACGUCUAAAGGGUCCAUGAAUGAAUUGUACUAGAAUUACAAUCCCAUCAGUGUAUUCAAUUUUGCACAUUUUGAAAUAAAUUUGUCUCCUGGGGAAAAAACACACCUUUUUUUUUAGCCAGUUUGAUAGCCUCAGAAGUUUAUGCCCAGGAAUGUAUUGGGGUCUCCUAUACAGACUUAACUGGAGAGUGUGCUAGUCAUGUUCAUUCCGGAGUCAAAUAAUCAGUGAUUCUUUAUUGAAAAAAGAUACGAGUUUCUCUAGCACUAAGCUAGAACUCUCUAAGAUAAUAUUGAGAGAGAAGGAAACCAUCAGGCACACAACUUCCAGGAUUUCUCCUUCUACUUACUGUAACUUUUUCCUUCAUUUUUUGUGCUUGCUUUUCUUCUGAUCGUGAGAAACACUGGAGAAUCCUAAGUCCCUAUAGUCUGUCAGUUAAGUGAUAGGUAAUACAAACAAUUCCUCUACUGCCAAAUCUGACGUGACCCGGAGAGAUGCUCAAAAAGCCAUCUAUUUCAGAUAGGCCAGCUGGGACCCUCCUGCCCUCUCUUGGGGGAGUGAACUUUGCUACUGAAACUGCCAGAAAUGAGGCAGCUGUUGUACUGCAAGUUCAUUCAGUCUGAACUAUGGCUCUCAACCUGUGAAGUGGACCAAACUAUUUUUCAUUUUGAUAGUGUGUCAUUCUUUUUUUUUUAAGAGCUCUGUGUUUAGCAUUCACCCUAGAGCAUCUGUUCUUUGCAUAAAGUCUGUAAUUUAAUACUGUGCCUAGGCAUCCGGGUGGGAGAUUUUAAGAUCUAAAAGUGUUGCUUUGAUGUAACUGAUCUGUAGAUAUGUUUUGCUAUACAGAAACGUGAUGAGACCUGUUCCAAAGCCUUAUUGACUUGAUUU